Messenger RNA from Melozone crissalis (California towhee), 6753 nucleotides. It is a transcript of the gene TP53INP1, whose product is annotated as tumor protein p53 inducible nuclear protein 1. The transcript is spliced from 3 exons. Lineage: Eukaryota; Metazoa; Chordata; Aves; Passeriformes; Passerellidae. Gene Ontology annotation, biological process: positive regulation of DNA-templated transcription; autophagosome assembly. Bases 2846 to 3559 code for a protein of 237 amino acids. The record is from RefSeq and is a predicted model, not a curated record. Gene Ontology annotation, cellular component: autophagosome; nucleus.
UGGUUGUGUUUUCUUUUUGCUUAGCGCAUACCUCAUCUCCUUUGCUAGGUUAGAAACAAACAAAAACCCAUAAAAAAGGAAAAAAUACUUUUUUAAUUGCAGCGAUACUGUAUUGUUGACAUUCAUUCGGUGUGUUAUCUGUAACAGCCUCUUAAUCAUUACUGUCGCUGAGUCAGUUGUUCCCAGGCUUGUGUUUUCCUGCCGCUGACAGCUCCUGACUAAGAACCCGAAAGCCUCUCUCGUCUCUGUCCUGUUUUCCUCCCCGGACGAUGGCCCUUGAUAGCAGCCUGACUUCUCUUGUGCUGCCUGGCUUGCACAAUAGCACACGAGCUAUUUUAAAGGCGCUUGUCCAAAAGGAUGUCAAAGCAUCAACCACUUUCUAAAUGUGCCGUGGUUUUAAGCCCAGCUGGAGAUGAAACCAGGACAAAAUGAUUCAGAUGUUUCUUUGGAUCCUCCUUGGGGUGGGGGAAGGGAAAAAUGGGACAAACUGCUUUUGAUCUACAGAAAGUCAUUUGUGGGUCAAAAGCUGAGGUUUGUUUAGCUCACAUUCUCAGAAACAGGGAUCUCUCUCUUACUUGCUAGAGGGUAAUUAUUUUACGUUGCUGUGAUGCCUUGGGAGCCUUACUAGAGGAGUGUGAGCUCUCAUCUUGCUCCACUCUGCACAGAACAAAAAGGAAGCCUCUGCCUGAAGGUACCUCCAGGCUUGAUCUAGGAAAGAGACAACGCACGUGUGUGGGAGUACAGGGAAAGCCAGUGCUGAUCACCAGUCACACAAUGGCUUACUAGUUAGCCUAAAGAAAAAACAAACUCAUUUUUUCAUAGGCCUGGUGCCAGGAGAGAGUUAGGGAAGGAUGUGGAAGGUGACUGGAAAACUACAGACUUAAACUUCCACUUAGAAUUCAUUUCCUUAUCCAUAGUAAGCUCUGCCUAUAACUGAAGCACUCAAACCUUCUCAAGAAGGUGCUUGGGAACACUGUAGGCAUUUGGCAUUUCCUUAGGUAACCCAUCCAGGGCUUAGAGACCUUAAUGGUUAAAUGUGUUUCCUGCUAGUAACCACUGAAAGUUGAACUUUACUGCAGUUACAGCCACUUCUGCUUGCUCUGGGUAUAGAAGAAGACAAUAAAUGUUUGCCUCUUUCUUCACAUAAUUGACUACUGUUGUAAUUUUUUCUUUCCCUCUGUUAAGCUUUACCACUUUUAAAGUUUUGUUGAUUUUCUUUAGCCUUGUGGUAAUUUUUGUAGCUCUCUUUAGGAGAGACCUAAUGUUUCAUUUUCAAGUGUGGUCCUUAAAAAUAGACCUGUAUCACUAUUGCAGCUGAGCCUGUUGUUUCUAGCCUUGUGUUUUCCUGCAGUCAGUCAUUUCUCUUGAGCAUAACUUCUUGAGUUUCACUGUACCUUUUCAUAUUGCUCCUGAAGACUACUUUAAAUUCUGCUCCUCUCCUCCUGUGCUGUCUGAACAAGGAGGAAGCUGCAUAAAUGUGUACAGGAGCAGUGCUGCAUGGAGCAAGUGCUUGUCCUUCCCUUGAACAAGUGGGUGAUGGGGUCUGGUUUCCUGGGGUAAGAUGACACAGGAGACCAAACAGCUCUUUGGUGUGGCCUUAGAGUUCUAGAGUAAAGCAAGGUAUACUGAUCUAUAUAUAAAUAAUAUUCUUCAUGAGUUGUAUCUUUUAGUAUCUAGGUUUGUCCAUUGUCAUGUGUCUUGCUCCCUUUCUGAAUGCAGGCAGUCAUACUGUCUUACAUGGAUAUAUUCUUUCCUAUUUAAUAAUCAAAUAGGUAUUUAAUCAGUAAUAAUUCUGACCUGCUGUGAUGAUUCAAAUUUUGCUAUGGGCAAAAAUAACUUGUUGUUAAGUUGGUGAAUAUUUUUCCUCAUGGUUUUUGCUUUUUUACUUGCUUUAAUGGCUUCUAUUUAUUGGCUCAUACAUAAAUAUCAAAGGCAGUUCUGGGGUGUUUAAACAUUCAAUUUCUUGGUACUAAUGGGAUUUUUCAUCUUCACUGCCAAAUGCAGAGGUCAGGCUUACAGUGACCAAUUACAUGUAGAUUUAGGGGAGUGAAUUGAGAAAUAAGCACUGGGUUUAGUUAAACACAUCCAAUACUUUUCCAUGUUCCUUAGAUUUAGGAUACCUGACUAGUUGGGUGGUUGCUGUGAACACGAUCUCGCUGGUAACUCUGUGGUGUACUUUGAACCUGAAGACAGGAUGUGCCUUGCUACUGUGUUAACUUGCAGUCAGGGUGGAACAGAGAAGCAGCACUGCUUUGGGCUUCCCGGGUAGCCCUCACCGGGGCUCCUCUGUGUCAGCAGGGGAGGUGAGUUGUCUGGAGCAGAAAACCUGCCCUUGCCCUUGGUGUCUCUCUGACAUGGAGGGAGCUGGGGGAGUGUAGACACAAGAGUCCUAUACACCUCCUCCCUUAGGAGAAGGGGGGACUGACACCUACACAGACCUUUUUUGGGGGAAGAGGUCUGAGACAAAGGCACUCAGCUCCCAGGAGAGACCUAGGAUUGCGGUUUCUGUUUGUAUCUAGCUGGGAGGGGGUGGCAGAUGCCACUGAAGCUGCCUCUCUUCAGGGAAAAAUGUCCACUGGUACCUCAGACUGCACUAACAAGGGGCUUCUAAUUUGUUUCUCUAGGGAUGUUACCUGUGGCUUUGUCAUUAAGAUGCUUGUCAUCAUUUUUUCCAGGUUUCACGUAAACUGUUUACAAGUCAUGCUUUCGCAUGUCCUGUACCUAAGCUGAUAAAGCAUCUAUGCACUUUAAUCUCAAGUCUGUGCCACUCUGCUAGUAGUGUGAGCUGUGCCUUGAACCUUGGAUAUAAAGACCUACCAGCCAAAGUCUUGUUCCUGCCUUAGUAAUGUUCCAGAGGUUAAAUAACAUGCUCAUGGGAGAGAUUGAUAGCUUGUCCAGCCAAGAGCCAGAGUUCAGUGAGAAGGAAGAUGACGAGUGGAUUCUGGUUGACUUUAUAGCAGACACUUGCACUAAUUGCUCCGUGGAGGAAGCAGACCUCAUUGAAGCAUCGGCCACGGACAGCUCGCCCGUCUUCUCUUGUUUAUCAUCUCCUCUGGAACACUUGCCGGAGGCCAGCGAGUCCUGCUUCAUCCAGUUUGAGUCAUGUCCUAUGGAGGAGAGCUGGUUUAUUACCCCUCCCCCAUGUUUUACUGCAGGUGGAUUAACCACUAUCAAAGUGGAGACCAGUCCCAUGGAGAACCUCCUGAUAGAGCAUCCCAGCAUGUCUGUGUAUGCUGUCCACAACACCUGUCACAGCCUUAAUGAGGCUGCAUGUGGGGAUGAGGAGUUUCACAGCCCAGGUAGCCCCAGACAGGAGGCCCGAAAUGAAACAGGACAGCGUGUUCACUGCUAUGUCACGGCUCUUGCUACUAGUUCAACUUUUCUGGAAAAAAGCAAGAGCUUUCGUCCUACCCACUGGAUAAAAGAACAUAAUGAAAGACACUGUCUCAACAGGAACAGUCUCCGUCGCCAAAACCUCGCCAGGGAUUGCCACUCUCGGCAAAUCAAGCACAACGGACUGUUUGUUCACCAGCCUUGCCAGCGUCAGUUCAAUUACUGAUGGCUCUUGUGGUUUUAAUCUAUGGCCUAAUUGUUUCUUAGGUUGCUUUUGUUUUCAUGUGUAGGUAAGUGUGGUCAAUCUGAAGCUGAUUGUCAAUCCCUCGAACACAAUCAUAACUAGUGUUGCAUUAUUUUCAAAAGACACAUAAAUCUCCGAACAUCUUGCAUCAAGUUCUAAAUGUUGAUGUUAAAUAUCAAUGUCUUGGAAGCCUAUCAGUAUGAUAGUUUGUGUGCUGUUUUAUAAACUUUGAUGUAUAGAUGGGUUCUUAGUUGGUAUUUUAAAGAAAUUUAACUGAGAUGGAAAUCAGUUACAUUUUGCAUUAAUCAAAACGAAGUUAGAAAAUUUGAGGUUAGCCAUGUGCUUUAAUGACCAGUACUUGACAGCUUGUGUAUCUGUCUGUAUUCAGCAUAUAUGAUUACUUUCUGACAAGGAAAUUCUACAGCUGCCAGUGGAUAUUACAUAGCUGUGCUGAGCUGUUUCAAGAAGGACAUCUCAUCUAAAUUCCUAGAACUUACUUGUGUUAGUGGGGGCUGUGUAGGUGUGCUGGGUACUUGGUAUGGAUAUUGAAAGAGGGUUAAAUGUCCCACCAACAUUGUUGCAGUACAAUAUGGCACCAGUGUUACAGAUGUAGUACCUCACAGUGGAGUGGGAAGAAAAGUGAACCCUUGGGUAACAUGCAGAUGCACAACACAGAACUGAACUGGGCUUUACCAGAUAAAGUUUGAGUUUCUCUAACUAUUUCUGUCUUUGAAGCAUGUAUCUCCCCUACCCUAUCUCAUUUAAUCUCUAGUCUAGUUAAAGGAGAAAGAUGGUGGAUUGACCAUUCUUUUAACCUAUCAGUAGCUGACUGCUCUUCAAAGAAGUCAGACUGAUAGACAGCUAUUUCUGAGCUACAAAUGGCUAUUAGAUUGUCUCAUAUUCACAGAUUGAGAGUAGCUCAGAAGUCACUAGAAGGAAGCUUUUAUUCAAAGUUCUCCUAAUUUUCUCUCUUUUUCUCUAUGAAAAUGAAAUCCAAGUUAAUGGGGACUGGAAAUGAAGGGCAGUGUGAGGUAGGGGGAAUUGGAUGCUGAGCUAAAUACAGUGAUAACAGUAUAUAAAAAUUGACCAAUCAGCUGUGGUUGUUCUCCUAGCCCACUGGAGGCAGAAGGACUUAAUAGCAAUUCCAUGGGCCAACAGGAAAGAAAAGCCAUUCAAAACUAUCAAGUAGUUUUCUUAAGAGCACUGAGCAAGAUGUUUUGGGAGUUGGCAGGCAGUGCCAACUACAACUACAGGUAAAGUUCACCUGUUAACAAAAACUGUGUUACACAGCAGCCAGUGGUAUGCUGGACCCUGCUAGAUCAGUCUGGGAAGUGGAUUGAAUGGGAAUGGACGUAAGGAAGCAGAAAUCUUCAGUGAGAGAAGGGGGGGGGCAACCAAAAGUAAGUUUUAUCUUCCUUUCUGCCAGUGCUUAAUGUGAUUUGCUGUUUUCCCUUGUGUUUAGUGCCUAGGGCAUUACAGUGUUAACAUUACACUCAGCUGUGUCUUCCAGUAGUCCUUACACAGAAAUUGGUACAAGGAGUCAUGUGAGGAGUCCUUGAAAUAAGACAAGGUCGAUAAUGUGAAUUGUUCCAGACUUAAGAAGUAUUUAAAUUCAGCCAGAUGCUUCAAUUUCACUGAAGCAAAGCCCCAGCAAUUCAAAUUGACCUUGAUGUAGUGGUACUGUUGCGUGUUCUGCAGCUGAAAUUGUUGUGGAACCUACUUAGCAUACAGGGAACAGCAUUCAUAGCCUAUGUUUCGCUGCAGAUGUCCUGCUUCACUGCAAUUAGGAUUGUCACAAAGGGAUGUUGAAAAUAAUUAAAUGUACAAAAGCAAGAGGUGCUUUCCUGGAUACGCUAGUUUUUGGGGUUUUGUUGUUUGGUGAUUUUUUUUUUUUGACAAGUUGAAUUCACAUGGACACUGAAAGAAAACAAAAUUGAUCAACACCAUGAUUUUCCAAAAGAGAUAUUUUGUUACUGCUGUUUUAGCAGUAUGUGCCCAUGUCCAUACAACAAUUCUCAUGUGGUCCAAAUACUUUGGUUUAUCUGCAAAUAGCUGUAGUUUCACCAGUCUCUUAUCUGUUCACAAGUACUCUUACUUGCCUCAGAUUAUCUACCUACCUUUAUCACUCCAACUUUUUGUCUAGCUUAAACUUCCUUAUCCUUGCUGCCAACUUUCUAGCUCAGGAAAAUUCUUUGCUUUCCUGUAUUAGUUUUCUUUAUAUAAAAGUAACUUCUUUCCUUCAGCUUUAAUUUUCUUAAAGUGCAAUGAAGGAAGAUGUAGUCUCCACCUCCCUGUGUUGGAAGGAGUGAGUAAUCCCUUAACUCCUAAUGGGGAGGUGGAGCUGAGAGUAUAAGGCUCCCAGGCAUUAAAAUGAGAGCCUUGGUCUGUUCUUCUCAGUAGGCAAGUAAAUGCAACUUUAGACUGCUCCUAGAAUUGGGAGAUACUGAUCUUUUUAUACUGCAUUACUAGAUGACUUUCUGGUGAUGAAAACCUAUAUCUUUCAGGAUAUAAACUAUUUUGUUGCACAAAGCUGUGCUUCUCAAUUUGUAAUAUUGGAACCAUAUUAUUGUGUGAGAUAGUACUACAUCAAUGGCUUUUUGUUAAUUUGUUUUACGUAUUUAUGUUGGUCUAGCCCUGUUUUGUGCCUGGAGCUAUUGGGCAAUUAGAUUUGUUUUGGUUUACUGUUUUAAUAGUGAGCUGUGUGGCUUUUUAUAUGGUUUUUUGAAUUGUAUUAAAGUGUGUGUUUUUUCUUGUAAAAGUGGAGGCCUUGCACUGUCUCAUACUGAUUGAUAUUCAUGAAUCUUGCGAAAUUGUAUUUUCAUAUGUAUUGGUCAAUGGACAGAUUUGCAUUUUAAACUGUGCCUUCUACACAGCAAACUUGAAGAUUCAAAAGGGACAUUUCAGUUGGGAUUAAUACUGUACAUCAGUCUAUGCAUAUAUGGCAGCUUCUCUCCAGAGCCACUUCUCUAUUUGUAGCAGUCCUUUUGAUAUGGAAGAAUCUGUGGCUCUUAUUUUUAAUAGAUUAACACAAGCUGAAAACAGACAAAAUACAGCACUUUGCCAAAAAAGGUAGCAUUGCUUAACCAGUGUGUAUUUACUAAAGUGAUCUUCUGUAUUUUGUUUUCAUGGUGCCUUCUGCGCACUGUGGGGAAACGUGAUCUUAACUCUCAAUAAAA